AUGUGGUCUUCAAAGCUUUUUUUCUUAAUAGGCCUAGGAACAAUGGCAUAUCUCCUUCGGAAACGACUCCAAAAACAACCUCAAUCUCAAAGAUUUCCACGACAUGCCACUAUAGACUGCACUAAAAAGCCUCGAGGAGAUUCCAAGGUCUCGAGUAAAAAAAGACUUUACCCUACCCUUUUUGAUCCUGAUCUAAAAAAGAGGGCUCUUGUGAACCAGAGGCUCGUCCGAAUAUUUGGUUUACACAACGCCUUCACAACGGAAGACAAGGAGCACUACGAGAGGCAGAAUUUUGAGGAGAGUUUAGCAAGAUUCUUUAAAGCCCCAAAUUUUAACACUUUCGGGUAUGGUGACCAGAACUUUGCCUCAGUCGCAUUUAUUGUAAAUGAAGCUCUGAGAUUGUAUCCUCCAACGCGACGGAUCUCUAGGCAAACGGAAUCUGGUAUUGUAAAGGUCGACAUUGAGGGAAAACAUCGGGAUCCGGAAAUUUGGGGUGCGGAUGCUUCUUGUUUUCGCCCUAAUCGGUGGAUUGAAAUUCAGAACGAAGAAAAAUUGGCAUUUAUCCCAUUUGGCGCUGGAAAAUUUGAAUGUCCAGCGAAAAGGACUGUUGGACCUAUGAUGAUCGGUCUGCUCGUUGCGAGUCUUACGACAGUAAUUGGAGAUGGGUUUACUUUAUGCGAAGAAUUAAAUGAUGGUCCUCUUCCCAAUGAACGAGAAGCCCUCAAGGAUUUGAAGCUUUUAUACCAUUAA
Molecule: messenger RNA, 750 nt
Organism: Blumeria graminis f. sp. triticale
Lineage: Eukaryota; Fungi; Ascomycota; Leotiomycetes; Helotiales; Erysiphaceae
Source: the annotation of a GenBank genome assembly